GUUUGUGCUAUUGGCAUUUUUGGCCCUUGGGGUUUUGUGUACUCAAUACACAUACUACUUGCCAGUGUCGCGUGUUCUCUCAAUACCUUGGCCUCUCAGUCAGGAGUCGGUGUGAACCAUCGCGAUUAAGUCUAUCUGGUGCGACCAUAUCAAGUGGCGACGGAGUAUUUUGAUUACCUUACUUCAAGAACCCACGGUAUAACAGAUGGCAGAGAAACCUCCAUAUCAGUUGGGGUUCUAUGAACGACAAAUACAUGAACUCAUACGGCAGCAACAGGCACAAACGGAAGCGCAAAUGAAACUGAUCGAGACGCUCACACAGCGACUGAACGUGCAACCCGAGGCUACUCGUCCAACCUAUCAAACUAAUUCCGUUGAUGUCCUGUGCAAUUCCAUUACUGAGUUCAGUUAUGCUCCAGAUUGUGGCUCCACUUUCGAUACAUGGUUCAAACGAUGGCAAGACUUAUUCUGCACCGAUUUCAAUGGUCAAGAAGACUCCUGGAAAGUCCGUCUCCUCCUCCGAAAACUUGGAACUAACGAACACGCAAGGUUUCUCGACCACAUCUUGCCGAAACAGCCCAAAGACCUCACCUUUGAUGAAACAGUAUCCCAGCUUUCUGAGAUAUUCGGUGAGUCGGUUUCGUUAUUUAGUGUUCGUUUUCAAUGCUUGAAUAUAGUUAAACGCGAUACUGAUGACUAUGGCACAUUAGCCGACACCGUCAACCGUGAAUGUGAACGUUUUAAGCUACGCUCAUUGACGGAUGAUCAGUUUAAGUGUCUCAUAUAUAUAAGAGCCUUACAGUCCCCUGACGACGCUGAAAUUCGUAUGCGCCUCCUCUCUAAACUUGAUCAACAUCCGGACAUGUCCCUCAACUCCCUCGCAGCCGAGUGUAAGCGCAUAUUAACCCUGAAACAUGACACGGCUCUUAUUGAGCACAAUUCACAGAUGCCAUCCAACGUAGUUUAUGCUGUGAAAAACGAAAUGCCCAAAACGGCGACCAAACGUUUCAGACACAUGCCUUCUAAGCCACCUACUCCAUGCUGGUCAUGCGGAGAAUGGCACUUCGCACGGUUCUGCCCCUUCAAACGACACUUUUGCCAGAAAUGUCAUAAAACGGGCCACAAAGAGGAAUUUUGCAUUCGGCGUCGAUCACGAAACAGCAAGCGACACUCUUCCACCCAUAAGAACCGUAAAUUGGGCAUUGCCAAAUCACUACCCGUUCAGGUUGCUUUUCAAAGUGGUUUUGUGUCACGUAGAAAGUUCAUUACGGUGCUUAUGAACGGUACUCCAACUCGUUUACAACUGGAUACUGCCUCCGACAUCACCAUCAUCUCGAAAAGUACCUGGCACCAUAUAAAGAAACCAAAGUUGUUCCCGACUAAUAAAAUAGCCCAUAAUGCUUCUGGAGGUGUCCUUACUCUGGUCGCACAGUUUACUUGUGAAAUCUCAUUUAACGGUGUUCUUAAGACUGGAAUCUGUUACUUAACCGACAGACCCACACUUAAUCUGCUGGGUAUUGAUUGGAUUGAGAAAUUAGAACUACUUGACAUCCCCCUAAACACCAUAUGCAACCAGCUUCAAAUGCAUACAAUCCCGCCAACAGAAUCUAUGCAGAUGAUACAGUCUUUAAAGCGCAAAUUUUCCACCGUGUUUCAAAAUACCCUUGGCCACUGCACAAAAUUCAAGGCAUCAUUAACGUUGCGUCCAGGAACAACACCUGUUUUUAGACCUAAGCGUCCCGUACCUUACGCUGCUAUUCAACCACUUGAGCAAGAACUUGACCGCUUACAGCAGGCUGGUGUCAUUACUCCUGUAAACUAUUCUGCAUGGGCAGCACCCAUUGUCGUCGUAAAAAACCAAACAAACAACUACGCAUCUGCGCUGAUUUUUCGACUGGCCUUAACGCAGCCCUUGACAACCAUCAAUAUCCCCUUCCAGUGCCAGAGGAUAUUUUUGCCAAAUUAAACGGGGGCACAUGUUUCGCUAAGCUAGAUCUGUCUGACGCCUACCUCCAGGUCGAGGUAGCGGAGGAUUCUCGUGAACUACUUACGAUAAACACUCAUCGUGGUUUGUUCCAGUAUAAUCGCUUACCAUUUGGUGUAAAAUCGGCCCCAUCCAUUUUUCAGCAGUUAAUGGACACCAUGUUGGCAGGUAUCACUGGAGCAGCGGCUUAUCUGGAUGAUAUAAUUGUUAUGGGUCACACUCAGUCCGACCUACUAAACACGCUAGAUAAUGUGCUUACCCGAAUACAGGAAUAUGGCUUCUGCCUACGCGAGGACAAGUGUGAUUUCUUUUUAACCUCAAUCAAAUUCCUCGGUUUUAUCCUUGACAAAAAUGGUAGACGCCCGGAUCCGGAAAAUACCAACGCGAUCCGCAACAUGCCUCCACCGUCGGAUAUGUCCUCUCUCCGUUCGUUCUUAGGACUCGUCAGCCAUUAUAGUUCAUUUUUGCCAGACAUGCAUCGCCUACGUGCACCACUAAAUCAAUUACUGACCAAAAGUUCUACGUGGAAGUGGUCCUCAGAAUGUGAAGUUAGUUUCAAUGCGAUUAAGUCAUUGCUAACCUCAGAUCUCUUACUGACACAUUACGAUCCUUCUCGGGACAUCGUUGUAGCCUCAGAUGCAUCUGAUAAAGGAAUUGGUGCGGUCAUAUCCCAUGUUUAUGCAGACGGUUCUCAAAAGGCUAUUGCACAUGCUGCUAGAUCUCUCACAACCGCUGAAAAGAACUAUAGCCAAAUUGAAAAAGAGGCUUUGGCUAUCAUAUACGCUGUAAAGAAAUUUCACAAGAUGCUGUACGGCCGUCGUUUCACGUUGUUAACUGAUCACAAACCACUACUGACCAUUUUCGGCUCCAAAAAAGGAAUUCCAGUUUACACAGCUAACCGCUUGCAGCGCUGGGCACUGACACUGUUAGCCUAUGACUUCGACAUACGUUAUCAGUCAACUACCAGUAUUGGUCAGGCAGACGCUUUAUCGCGACUUAUAGGACCUCACAAACAGAAUCAGGAAGAUACGGUGAUUGCAUCUGUAGAAGCGGAACCGGACAUUGCGUUCAUUAUAGAUGACGUGUCGAACAAUCUUCCGGUUACCUCAGAUGCGGUUCGUCAUGCCACCCUCCAAGAUCCCUUACUUAAACAAGUUGCCCAUUUCCAGCGAUCGAAGUGGCCAACCACAUGUAAAUCAGCUGAACUUCAACAGUUCUACCAGAGAAGACACUCUUUGUCCAUCGUGAACGAUUGUAUUCUUUUUGCAGACAGGGUCGUUAUUCCUAAGAUCCUGCAAACGAAGGUGCUACGACAAUUUCAUACUGGUCACCCUGGAAUAAACCGAAUGAAAGCACUAGCACGCAGCUAUGUCUACUGGCCUUUCUUGGAUAAACAAUUAGAAGAGUUAGCAAAGAGCUGCAAUAAGUGUGCAGUUGCAGCAAAAGCACCACCAAAAGAAGAAAUCCACCCUUGGCCAACACCUGACAAACCGUGGACUCGUGUGCAUGUAGAUUUUGCCGGACCCGUUAAUGGUAACAACUUUCUAGUAGUUGUCGACUCAUACAGCAAAUGGCCCGAGGUGUUUCUGAUGCAAAACACAACAGCUGGAGCCACUGUUUCGAAAUUAAGACAAUUAUUCAGCCGGUUUGGCUACCCAGAAACCCUGGUGAGUGAUAAUGGUACACAAUUCACUUCAGCAUGUUUCUCCAACUUUUGUAAAAAUUGUGCAAUCAAUCACAUCAGAACACCGCCGUUUCACCCGCAAUCCAACGGCCAAGCAGAACGCUUCGUGGACACUUUUAAGCGCGCCCUCUUGAAAUCAGCAGGGGAGGGAACGACACAGGAAAUCCUUGAACGAUUUUUGUUCAUAUAUCGGGUCACACCGAACGUCCAAACGCCGAACGGAUUUUCUCCGGCCGAGGCCUUAAUGAAUCGUAAGCUACGAACUCCAUUUGAUGCUCUUCGGCCCACAAUAGAAGUUUCGGCUAAGGAACAGAAAUCUACUAUGGGACAACAGUCAUCUAAACAUCGAGGGACAAGACAACGUGCGUUCACCCAUGGUCAACUAGUCCUUGCACGCGACUAUCGCAAUGGUCAUCCAAAUUGGACAAAAGGAAUGGUCACUGGUAGGCGGGGUAAAGUUAUUUACGAGGUGCGAGUUGGAUCACAAUUAUGGAUUCGUCAUGUGAACCAGCUGCGACCAACUAGGUGCAUACCCGAUGAAGAGAGUCACAGCCUGCCUCUUGACAUGCUAAUUGACACAUUUAACAUCCCACGGUCCAUAGAAAACUCAGAGGCACCGAAGUCUCCACCAGAGACAACCCAACAAAGGCGCCGGGCAGACCGCGCUCGCAAAACUACGACACGUUUGCAGGUAAACCCUUGGAAGCGUUCUUACGAUUGACAUCUUCAAGGAGGGAGAUGUUAGGGUUAGAACCAAAACCUAACCCGAAUAAGACCCAGGGGUUUUGGAUAGUCGAAACCAGACUGUGCCACAGAAUUGUGUUCGAACUUGUACGUGCAACCAGAACACGGAACCAAGCAUGUUUCAAUUUGUGUGCACCAAAUAGCUACAUGUGAAUUACACAGAGUUGGCAUGUUUUUCGCCCAAAACCAGAACAGUGUGUUUGUUUUAUGCAACAGAACAUUGUUAUUGUCCUUUUGGCCCACACAACAUGAAACACUUGUGAAAAACACACCUCCUAUAAAAUUGCACAUGUUUCGACUAUCACGGACACUCGCGGGUUUGUGCUAUUGGCAUUUUUGGCCCUUGGGGUUUUGUGUACUCAAUACACAUACUACUUGCC
This is a messenger RNA of Dicrocoelium dendriticum, 4792 nucleotides long. Lineage: Eukaryota; Metazoa; Platyhelminthes; Trematoda; Plagiorchiida; Dicrocoeliidae. The record is from the annotation of a GenBank genome assembly.